Messenger RNA from Kwoniella shivajii, 1320 nucleotides. RefSeq lists its product as uncharacterized. NCBI's taxonomy places the organism in Eukaryota, Fungi, Basidiomycota, Tremellomycetes, Tremellales, Cryptococcaceae. The record is from RefSeq and is a predicted model, not a curated record. Bases 1 to 1320 code for a protein of 439 amino acids. The transcript is spliced from 5 exons.
AUGAUAGCUGCUCCUACCAAUUCUGGCUUCGUCCUUCAUGACGAUCCUGCAACUCCCCGGACUGACGCAACCAUCUCCUUCCGAGAUAUUCUCCCUGCCUCCGACCAUCCGCGAAUUGCUGGCAUCGACAAGCACAAUUCGCACACCUGGUGUCAGUCGCGUCGUGAGGUUCCGGCGCCGGCAUGGCUCAUCAACCGGCUUGACGUGAAAAAUAUAGAGAGACCAUACAAAGGAUUUUCGUCUGAUGGAAAGCCUGACCCGACAAUUUUCCGUUAUGAGCAGGACGAAGGGGCACCUGUAGAAGCAACGGUGCGAGCGGUGCAGAGAUUGCUUGAUGCUAUCCCAGAAGAUACUAAAAAAUCGUUGAUAAAAGGAGAUGUCACCACGGACGAUGAAUUCAGAGCCUGGUCAAAUCCUGAGCUCUACGUCAACGCAGGCGGUAUUCGACUGGAUGAAACUAGCAGUGAAAUACAGAAUCUCGUCCACGAUGUGCUUAAGGCGUCCCUUUCCCAAGAUGGCUAUCGCAAAGCGCUUGGCUGCACCCUCACGAACCAUUUUCUCGGCGAAUUGAUCAACGGUCUUUCGGUGCUUAACAAGCACUCGUAUAACUUUCGACUGUUCCUACCAGAAGACACUAAAGCUCCAGAUCUAGCACGACCUUGGGGAUACUCGUUCUUCGGCCAUCAUCUAUGCCUAGCCGUCUGCUUUGCUGGCCCGAGAAUGGUCAUUGGGCCAACGUUCAUGGGAGCUGAACCGGACAGAAUUGAUGUUGGCGAAUACGAAGGAUUGAGAUUGUUCAGCCAGGAGGAAAUUCGAGGGUUGAACUUGAUGAGAGAUCUUAGUUCCGAGAACCAAGCCCGCGCACAAAUCAGCGAAGGAAUGGAUUGUCAACACGGCCUGCCCGAGGACCGAUGGAAUCCACAUCUCGGUGGAGCGCACCAAGAUAACCGCACUGUACCAUUCGAGGGCUGUCCGAUCUCCUCUUUCACUGCUGAGCAGAAAGACGAGGUAUAUGCAAUUAUCCAGGCUUUCAAUACGUACCUCCCAGCGGAUCCCCUCAAACAUUAUAUGGCUCGAAUAAAGGCUUUCGAGGAUCAGACCUAUUUUGCUUGGAUAGGCAAGUAUGGCCUGGGGGACCCUUACUACUUCCGUAUUCAUUCGCCAAUAACUUUCUGCGAGUUCGAUUUCCAUUGUGGAAUAUUCCUGACCAACACCUCGCCCGCUAAAUGCCAUAUUCACACCGUCAACCGAUUGCCAAACUGUGGAGACUAUGGCAAGGCAUUGAUCCGACAAUGGGAGAAGGAGGAGGGGUCAAAAUAA